Messenger RNA from Teleopsis dalmanni, 1116 nucleotides. RefSeq lists its product as uncharacterized. The transcript is spliced from 2 exons. NCBI's taxonomy places the organism in Eukaryota, Metazoa, Arthropoda, Insecta, Diptera, Diopsidae. The coding region runs from base 1 to 1116 and encodes 371 amino acids. The record is from RefSeq and is a predicted model, not a curated record.
AUGCUGCAACCGCGUCUGCUGCUACUGUGUCUACUCACCGCCAGUUUAACCGUCUAUACCGUGCGAGCGAGUUCACAUUUGAAUAACAUUAAUUCGGUAAAUUCCGCAGAUUCUUAUGAUAAACAAGAUACGUGGCAGCCAAUGUCGCGCAAUAAUUGGAUUAUUCUGCAAACAGCGGCGGGAAAGAGUGCGGCACGCACUCAACCAACACGCAAACAUACACACACAUAUACCUACACUAAAACUCAUCCACAUAUAUACGCACAAACUCCACGACAUCCUGUUAAUUAUUACGCAUACAAUCAAAGCGGCGGAAAUUACCAGUCGGAUAUUAAACCCAUAGAGCCUUAUGUGUUACAAAUAAGCCACAUGCGACGUACCGAUACAUCGCCAGGUAGUACGUCGACAAGACACAAGCUGCCCGCCUCAACAAUCUACAGUCGCAAUUCGCCAAAGGAUGUUAUGAGUGCAAACAGCAUUAGCCCAAAUAAACACUUGAAUAGAUUACAGGAUAUCGACAGUAGUGUUGACGGAACUGACGAUGAUGCGGCUGAUUCGCCGUCGCUUGCUGCUGCUGAUUACACCUCCGAUGAUGUCGAAGAUAUUCGUCUUAAUGAAAUGUUUGUGCCAUUGCGAAACACUCUGGAUAAAGUUAUAGAUUUUUGUGAUGCUGUGAAGUACUUGAUUAGCAGUGUUGAUGAUGCUGCUGAUGAAAACGUUGAUGUUAAUGCUGAUGAAGAAACUAAAGACGAUGCCGACACCGAAGAUGAUGAAGAUGUGUACAAUGUGGGAGCAUCGGGUGAAGUUCAAGGUCAUAACAGUAUCUCAUCAAUACGCGCAUUCGGUAAACCAGCAACAAAUGAAUUAUCCAUUGGAACAGGUCGCAAAUCGAAGAAGAAGAAGCUCAAAAAGCAAUUCAAAAAAUUGCUGCUUCCGCUGCUGCUGGCUUAUAAGCUUAAAUUUAUUACGCUAGUACCAGUACUGGUAGCCGGUCUGACCCUGCUGGUGGGCAGCACUGGCGUGGCGGGUUUCUUCUUCGCGCUAUUCGCUGCCGUGAUGAGUCUCAAGUCGACUGGGCACGCUAAGUCUAUUAUUGUUAAAGAUGGUAGCUAUUAA